UUGAUGAUGAUGAUGAACGUUAUUUAUGAUCGUUUCGGUUGGCUUGGGUAAGCGUGGGACACGUGCUUUAGAAUUGGCACUUCGAUGGCACUUCAACGAAGCGUCGACGUACGCGUUAUUUAAAAGCCUUUAGGCGCUUGGCAAGCAACUGCUUUUUUUGCAAAUGGCCGUUUGAAGCGCUGUAAUCUCUGCUGUGCGCACUGCCAGUCGCCUUGUUGGUUUACUGUUAAGCACAAGCAGACAAGCAUGCGUCCGGACAGACGUGGUAACUUGUGAUCCCGUUCUUCUUUACGGACAGAGCUGUCGGAGAGACCCCGUAUACGGCUCUCAGCUGCUCCCGGUCGCGUCCUUCCGGGAUGGAGCUCGAAGAUUUCGCACUCAUCUCCGUCGGCUGCUGCGGUGACAACGCCGACGGGGCGGUAGGUCUUUUAGAAAAGCUCGCGAGCUGUUGGCGAAACUCGAUCUGCCGCCCUGCUGGCCGCGGCGGCGGUGAUUCGGCGACCUGCUGGCCUGACGAUUCCGUGACUCGCACGACUAGUCUGGUUCUCCAAGACGCCUGCCUUCGCGACGAAGGCGGACUGUUGGACGCCCAGGGACCUUACGCCGCUAGCCUGCGCCGUCUCCUACGGGCCGUGACACCUGCCGUCUCCGCUCUCCUCUGUGACCCCCGGUCUAACUUAAGCCCUCAGUGUCGGGCGUUUUCGACGAGCCUCUCGGAAAUCGUGUCGCACCUUCUGGAAUGCGCCAGCAGGCUCGGAGAGGACGAACUGAAGGCGGCGUGCGACGGCGUCGCCAACCCAGCCGAAAGCUUUAUUACUGCGGCUCUGAUCGACAUCCUCGAGCCGUCGUUGCCGCUGCUAAACCUAUGCUUCGAGUGUUGUCAAGCGGUGGUUCGAAUCGGCAGCAGAAGCGGGCGUCUCGAGCGCUUGUCGGAGCUAAUGCUAGACGCUCUGAAAGCGGGCAAACCCGCAAUAGUGUCCCACGUGAUCGCGAGGUACGUGCCCGAACUCGCAGUUUUCCAAAAGACCGAGUUGCAGUCCUUCGUCAGGAGAGCCCUGGAGGUUGUGCGUUCGUUUUUCGCCGCGGACGACAGCGGGUAUCUGGUGGAAAAGAGCCACGGCGGAUUCACGAUCUUGUGCGGGCUUGCCCAGUACCUGCGACAGAGUGUCUUUCUGAACCAAAAUGAGAGCGCCUCAGUCUGUGACGACUUGUUCUGGCAGAUCGUGCAGCACGGCCUUGUGCACCCAGACUCCCUGGCACGAAAGAGGUCUAUGUACGUCAUGAAGCACGUACUGGACGCAUGCUGCGAUGAGAAAUUGGACUUCUCUUGUCUCGUAUUCUCCUGGAAUCCGGACGAAACAGCCGAGCUAAUGGGUGUAUGGCAAGAACUCCUUCUGGUUUUGGAAGUGCUUGAAGAAAAACAGCCCCACGUUGUGAAACCAAUGCUGGCAAAGUUUGCGUCUUUCUUGGAGCGCAUGGAGGCCUCUCCAAAAGUUCACAUCUCCUGGCUACUCCUGGUGUUCAAUCGGAUGCUGACACACGAGAGCCGGACCGUGGUCAAGUGGGCAAUCUCCAAGUUUACAAGCUCGCCGGCUUUAGUGAAGCUCAUGUUUGACAACGACAUGGAAAAGUUUGUCCUGGGUCCUCUAGUACGCUCUUUGAAUGACUGUGCCAUCUUUGCUAGGGAAGAUACCGAUCCUCUUGGUUCGCCGGCUCGUCUGUCAGAAAGUCUUGAAGUUUUCUUUAAACACUGUCAAGACUUGCUGUUAACUACUGACAAAUUUGGAGGCUACCUUGAAAAGCUGUUUGCAGCCCUGUCGAAGCAAUCGUGGAAUGGUGUCUCCCUCAUGUACAUCAGCUAUGCCCUGCUUGGUCUCAAGAAGCAGCCCGUGCUAGGUGACUCCGCUCUUGUCAGUGUUGGGACAGUGAUUCUUAACAUACAGCGUUUCCAAGAGCCGGUGUUGCGGGCAGCUGCUCAGUGCUACCUGUUGGUCGUAUGCCUUCGGCUGCUCGAUCCGACAAAAGUGAACUACAAUCAGCUCUCGGCAUUCCUGGGUCUCUUCGAGAGGAAAGAGGUCAUAAUGAGAGGCACGGCGCAAUGGAAGGUGACGGUGUCAGCGCUGCGAGAACUCCUGCUGGUUGAGGACUCUGAAGAAGCGGGUCUCCGGCCGGCGGAUGUGACCAGCUUUCUGGCGCACUCAGUUAAGGACCUUAUCGAAGCCAGUUGCCCCAGCUCUAUGGCAAACAUGACCUGUGUGUGCCGGCUCGCCAGGAUGGCUGUGCUGUUCCAUGAUGCAAGGCUGUUGUGCGGCGACAUCACGUGGGACAAGCUUCUCGAAGGAAGCAUAGAGAUUCUGAGCGCCUCUGGCACGAGGCCUUACCUCGCACGACAUCACUCGCUCAGAGCUGCCCAGUUGCUCAUUGCGAUCUACCACGAAGCCAAGCCAGUGAAUGGCGACUCUUCUUUGCAAGAGGAGCUGCUCUUGUUGCUCGUGCCGCGUGCCGAGGAGAUGCACGAGUACAUCUACAAGCUUGCCUUUCUUUCAAUCAACAGUUUGGAUGACUUUGAAGAAACCCAGGUUCACUACCAGUUCUUGAACAUUCUCGCCGGUGAGCGUGAGUUCAACUCGCUUUCCUACCAGUUCAUCAAUGAGGGCCUCGAGACUUGUAGAGAGAAGCUCAUACAAUCAACUGCAUCGGCAGUUGUGUCGGUGGAAACGGUGCCUUACUGGAGGUUCCUUCGCUGGGUCCUCAAACGCUUUCCUCGGAAGACAAAUGAAGUGGAAGCAUUGCUCCUUGAAGUGAUUGAGAAAGGAAGCAUCUCAAGGCCGAUCUCUAGACCUGACUCUUGGAUCAUCCAGGACCGAGUGGCCAAGUCGCGCUGGGUGGCGUUUGCGGCCGCAGUGACGGAGCUCGUUUGGGAGAGCGUCUCCAAGAUCGCUCUCUCCACUGACAAGCUCUGCAACAAGCUGAUCGCGGAAGCCAUCGAAGCCUUGGAGACAGCUUCGCAAAAGUCGUGCCUUCACAUUCUGAAGGCCGUGUCGCAUGCCCUGUCACUAGUCAAGGUCGUUGAUGCUGACCUCUUGUCCAAGUGCCUUAAGGCCUGCUGGCAGAGCUGCAAGGACUUAAAGAAAAGCGACAUAUUCCGACCUGCUGUGGAGAUGUUCAUCAGUUUUGCUUUCCAGCCAUCACUACUACAUCUAAACGAGGGACGCCUACUAAGUCAUUAUCUUGACGAGCUGUUGGAUCUGGGAGAAGUGAUGCCUGGUGUCUUCUGCACCCUGAUUACAAAACUGAUAGACGUAUGGAAGGGCAGCGUGGUACUGAUGGAUAGCCAACUGGAUGUCAUGGUUAAGGCUCUGACAUACGGACCCGUUUACCGCAAGGACCAACGGAUAGUUUUUGAUUCUGAGGCCUUUGUGACAGCACAAGGCGAGGCCCUGUCCGUCAACCAGCUGCUGCGAAGUGAACACCAAGCUGACGUUGAAGUUCGAGCGCUGGGAAUUGCCUUCCUGAUCCAGCUAACCUCUAGUGAGAAAGCAUCUGUCCAGACCCCAGCUAAGCUUUCAGAGGCCCUGGUAAGGUACGACCGUGAGGUUACCUCAACACGGAAGCGCUACUUUGGGAACUCGACGAUCCACCGAAUUAAGAACAGGGUCUGGCAAGCUCAGCUGUGCCUUUUGCAUCUCUUGAGCGAGGAAAUGUUUGAAAAACUUCUGGAACAUGUUUUUCAAGAGCUCGUUGAAGACAGCCAACAGCCGUCGAUUCGUUGCUUGCUGGAAUGGACGGCUGUCUCCAUUUUGCUCCGCACACCCCGACUUCGUGCGAAGCUGGUUCCCUCCAUGGAACAGGCAGGUAUUGAAAGGACAGGAAGCGUGUGUUCUUUCCUGGCUAUUAUCAUUCACCUGGGUGCCUGCCUCGAUCCUGAGACCGAACUGGAGUCACACCUACUGGAAUUUCUUCCUGCUGUGCUUCCUUGGAGCAUGGGGCAGCACUUCAAUGCAAGGGUGUAUGCCCAAGUGGCACUUCACCUAGCUUCACGUUGGAGCAAAGAGCACGGAUUGAGCUCGGUUACGGAGAAGUACGACGCCCUGUUCACGUGUCUGAAGAGCACCAUUCAGAUGGGGAACUGGUCGAGAAAUGUUGAAAAGCUCCUGGAGGAUUUUUACUUCAAGGACUUCAAUGCUGUUGAUGACCUUACACUUCAAACAAUAUUCUGUGACCUUCCUCGGCUGACCGGUCUCACGGACAGGGAGUUCAUUCCACUCACUGUCUUUGAAGAAGUCCUCACCCUGGGUCCUGAGAAGCUUGCCUUGCCACUGUACAACCUUGAUGACCGGCUUUCUUCUGCUAAGCCCAGCCAUUGGCUUGAAGGAACUCACAUGGAGGCUGAAGUGGUUCUCGACAAGGAAGACUACCAGAAGAAGAUCACCCCCUGGAAGCAGCAGCUGGCCUCGUGCGACCUGAUGUGGGACCUCGGCGUACCGAAAAAGAAGACUGGUGAUGGCCUGAUCGUCGUCGCCUCGUUGAUCGACCGCAUUCCCAACUUGGGCGGCUUAUGCAGGACCUGUGAGGUAUUCGGAGUGAACGAGUUUGUGGUAGGCUCGCUAAAGUACCUUGAAGACAGGAACUUCCAAGGACUGAGCGUUUCAGCUGAAAAGUGGAUCACCAUAAAUGAGGUGAAAGUGCACCAGCUGAAAGAAUACCUAUCCGGGAAGCGAAGUGAAGGGUAUACCCUGGUAGGUGUUGAGCAGACGACUGGGAGCAAACCGCUGCAUGAGUUUAGCUUCCCGCAGAAGACACUGCUCUUGCUUGGAAAUGAGAAGGAAGGACUCCCGGUUGAGCUGAUUCAGCUGCUUGACGUCUGUGUCGAGAUUCCUCAACACGGUGUCAUACGUUCUCUCAAUGUUCACGUUAGCGGAGCCAUCUUGGUGUGGGAAUACACAAAGCAGCACUUUGCGUCGCCUGCCGUGGAAUAACCUCUGGCAGUGUGCGAUCAUGUUGCUCAGCUGUAACGGUCACUGGCUGUUCUAGAAUUGCCGUUCUUUUCUUGCACCGAGCAGUGCAAAGUGUGUGUACGCUUGCAUCACCUACGAAGGCACUGCAGCCUUUACAUUUUUAAGUCUUCCAGCAAACUGAGCAUUAGCCUGGGAACACUAAGGGUGGCCUGAAUGAAGCAUGGAGUGAGUAAAUAUCUACCGUUAAUGAGCUUCUCCAAAGUGCUGCUCAGUGAAUUGUCAAAGGACAAAGGUGCGGCAUUUGCACAAUGAUUUUUACUCUCUCGCGGGGCAUCUUACUAUGCAGAAGUUUACUGUUGCUCAUGGGAAGCUCUUGAACCAUAGCUAAAUUUAAUCAUGAGUAAAAUGUUCGAUGCAACGAGGAAGGAUGCAAAUAAUGUGCCAUGUCAUAUGUCUGGGUAGUGUGUGCCAGAGAUGGUGGCAGGGCUGGUAGUUGCAAUGUUAAAUAUGUAUAGGCCUGCUGAUACAGAACUGAUGUACAGGCCUUGCAGAACUACUGCAGGCAAGUGCUGUACCUGCAGUUAAUCUUCAGAGCUAAGAAGGCACUUCCAACUAGCUGUUCCAAGAUGUUCUUGUAGCGUUAUAAAUUUGUGCAAGACGGCAUUCAAGCUGUAUUGCGAGUGCAGUAACGACCAGGUGUUUCAGUGCCCCUAGUGGAGCCCACUCUGGUGCAACACAGUUUUGGUGCUGCUUUGCACCGCCUUUGAAGCACUGCUGAUGCAUUUUGUAACAACCAGGAGAGGACGCCAUGAUAGGUUUACCACCAUUUGGGGAUGCCAAGCUUUGUCCGUGAACAUAAGGAACAAACGUGUCACUCCAUAUUAGACUGCUAGGGUAAAGCAGGCUGCAAGCUGCUAGGGUAAAGCACUGUCAUCUGAAGUACUUGCUGCCAGGCCUCUGCAUCAUAGUCCAUAUAGCAACAAGUUGUGCUCGCCAUGGAAAAUGUGUGCAUUCUUGUGUCGGAGGGGACACUCGAAACCCUGCUGCAUCGUGUGUCCCAAGCAGCACGGGACCUGGGGCCAAUGUAGAGCCAAUAUGGCCCUAUGUAGGACCAGCAUUUCCCAAUAAUGUGCAAAUACUUACCAGUGUUCGGCCACCAUCGGGCCCGACUUUUUACGUUAUAGUUAGCGUGCCAGUGAAGAGGCAUUGCACUUUGAAAACACGGGACACAGUGCUGUAUCGUGUGCCUUUCUUUUUUUCCUUGGCAUCCCCAUACUCGUGUUCUGUGGGGUCAACAUGGCCAAAAAUGUAUGACCAAUAUAUCUCUACGUCAGGCAUUGACCCCGUCUUCUCGUAUUGCUGGGUCGGCUCAUUAGAGAAAAGGCAGAAUGCACUAAAAACGCACAGUCCUGCAGUAUGUCAUGCAUCUUUCCUAGGUGUCCCCAUGCUGAAAAUCGUAGUGGGUAACUAACUUUAGGUCAGACCAAAGCCAUUCUAAUUGCUUCCUGGCACAGGUCGGCCACCGCAUCACUCGAUAGCCUCGCCAAAGGCUUUGCACAAUCUAUCAUGGCAUGCCACCGUAUAUUUUUCUGGUGUGCGUAGCCAUGCAAGGCUGUGGUAGAGUCUACUUUUCCUCUAUUUGCACUGAUCCAUGCCAAUUUGGGUGCUCGCAUGAUACAUAAAGGUACUGCUGCCUUCACAUCUUCAAGUCUUACCCUACAUUACAUGUUGAUCUGUGCAGCAAUACUUCGUAAUCUGAAUUCUGUUGUUUAGCGCAAUCGCAUGUACUUCUCUGUGAAUUGUCAGAUUCCAUGUUUGCAGUAAGAAUGAAGAGAUGUGGCACAUAACACUUCUGAAAUGGCAAGUUGUGUAUGGCGUUAUCUUUCUUUUUCUAUUUUGGCUUUACUUUGAAUUAGCAAAUAUGUAUUCUCCCUUGUCAGAUAGGUUCUUCUGUAAAGUUGUGGCGGCCUGUUGCUUAUGUAGCAUGGAACAGAAUCAGGUAGCAGCCUUGCCAAGGCUAUCACUCAAUCUCAGUUCUCUGCAUAGACAACCUGUACAUAGAAUCAAAAAGUUAUUAUUGCACUCGUGGACUUAGAUGGUUCUCACAAUGGCCGAAGAAAGUGCUUGCUAAAGCGUUAUCCAUGUUAGUUUUUGUUCACAUGCUCUUAGUCAUAGUGAUGCCCUACAUGGGCAAAAUUCUAGGUCGGCUGGGAUAACGACGUCAUCCAGAUCAUUCAGAUGUUGUCUAUAUGCGUGUUACGACUAUGUUUCAUAUUUAAGAGUGUAGUGUGUUGUAGUGUGUACAAUACUAUUAUAUAAAUUUUAGGUAUUAAGAAAUUAUAUUCAGUCAAACCUCAAUAUAACGAAAUUUGCAAUGUGAUGAACUACUUUGAUUUCCCGAGCUUAGUUCCAUUGAAAACUGUGCAUUUUCCCCCCGAUUUAACGACCAUUUCAAGCAUGUAUUUGGACCCUGUAUGGCUAGUAAAUGUAGCAAGAAAAGUGUAAAAAUGUCAGCCGAGGCAAAAGUUAUUUCAAGUGUCCUUCUGCGUGAAAAGUUUGAGCGGCAAAAAAGCCGUCGAAAUGCGUGCAUCAAGAUGCUGUAAGCAGCAAAUGCCGCUGCAUCAGUUGUAGCAUUGGUAAACAGCUUGCAGAGGCCAUGUGGGUGCAUGCCAGCUCACAGUGCUCGGAGAAACACGAAAGCUGGUGCUGCAGGGGGGGGGGAGGGGGUGCGGACACAGGAAUGUGCGCCUAUUUGCUCUCUCCCCAUAGUGCACGCGUCUCUUCCUCACACGCGGGCCAUGUGGCCGAGGAACUUGGAGCUUUGAUGUGCAUUGUGCUCAUGCAUUGUAGUGUU
Messenger RNA from Dermacentor albipictus, 7812 nucleotides. Its product is annotated as probable methyltransferase TARBP1. Lineage: Eukaryota; Metazoa; Arthropoda; Arachnida; Ixodida; Ixodidae. The record is from RefSeq and is a predicted model, not a curated record. Gene Ontology annotation, molecular function: RNA binding; tRNA (guanine) methyltransferase activity. Gene Ontology annotation, biological process: tRNA methylation.